Galendromus occidentalis (western predatory mite) is the source of this 1644-nucleotide messenger RNA. Its product is annotated as acid ceramidase-like. The record is from RefSeq and is a predicted model, not a curated record. Lineage: Eukaryota; Metazoa; Arthropoda; Arachnida; Mesostigmata; Phytoseiidae. Gene Ontology annotation, molecular function: fatty acid amide hydrolase activity; N-acylsphingosine amidohydrolase activity. Gene Ontology annotation, cellular component: lysosome. Gene Ontology annotation, biological process: fatty acid metabolic process.
CGUUUUUCGUCUGCUUACGAUCAAUCUGCAAGUGACGGGGCACCGUUACUGAGCAGCUACUCGGCGUAAUCCGCAAUCGUUUUCGACUGUUCCGACGAUUAUUCUGCACUAUGGAGUCUAAAAUACCAGAAGGGUAUGACUCGGUAAUCAGGGAGGCGUUCUUAUGCGAUAAGGCUCGAUUAUUCGACAGCAACAGACCGCUCGACGGCGGUGCCGGUGACGCAGCCUGAACGCUGCAUUUAUGAUUCCCCUUACCUCUCUGUCGGAGUGCUUGAGCAACAGGAGGCUUAAACGCCUCUCAUUGUUGAGUGAGCAUCGGAAUCAUCUCAGACCGAGUCAGCUACCUACCCCGUACACAAUGGCUCCAAUAGGUGCUUCGAUUUUGGCCGGAAUUGUCCUAUUGGGAUGUGUGAGCAGUUUGCCCGCGACGAGUUUCACCAAAGGAAUUCAGUGCAACACGGGGGCGUAUCCCCCUCCACACAAUGCCAGCGUUCCAACAGUGAUAAUCGAUCUCGAUUUACCGCCGGAGCAGCGAUGGAAAUCACUAAUCGAAGCUAAAAAGAAGGAAAUCCUGGAACUCCGGGAAGCCCUUAUCAAUCUCGUGGGCACUUUCCUGAAUGGCGCUCUUAUCAAGUUAAUUGACGACUUCGGACCGUCUCUUCAUUCGACUCUGCCUUCGCCGUAUCGAGAGGAGCUCCAGAGUCUGGCCGAUGCCACGGGGAUGAAUCUAGGCGAAGUCGUCCUGUACAAUGUUUUCUACGAAUUCUUCACGGUUUGCACAUCCAUAGUCGCACAAAACGAACAAGGGGAGAUCCUGCACGGCCGUAACCUGGAUUUCGGUCUUUUCCUGGGUUGGAAUAGUACCACACAUUCUUGGUCGAUGACCGAAGUUCUGCGGAAGAACGUUGUGCAGCUCGAAUCGAAAAGGGGGAAGACUCUUUUCUAUUCGGUCAAUUUCGCCGGAUACGUAGGGGUGCUAACCGCAGUAAAACCUAAUACUCUGUCUCUAACGAUUGAUGAGCGAUUCAACGUGAACGGAGGCUUCAUCGGUCUCUUCCAAUGGAUCGUCAUGGGAAGACGCGAUCUGCAGUGGGUGAGUUUCCUCGCUCGGGAAAUCUUGGAGUCCGAGACGGAUUUCGCCCAGGCCAAGAAUCGUUUGAGGCAAGCGAAGCUGAUCGCUCCCGUGUAUUUCAUCCUCGGUGGCUCAAAAUCGGGCGAAGGGAGCAUACUGACAAAGGAUCGGAAUCAUGCUGAUGCUGACGACUACACUAUGGAAGCCAACGGUGUCAAAUACGGAAACUGGUACGUGCUCGAGACGAACUACGAUCAUUGGGAGGAGGCACCUUUCUACGACGAUCGACGUACGACUGGCAAUUAUUGCAUGAGUCAGAUGGGACAGAAAAAUGCCACCCUCGCGAACAUUUUCAAUGUUCUUUCCACGCAGCCAAAUUUGAACAAGUUGACAGCGUAUACAGCACUGAUGAAUGUCAAUACGGGUGUGAUGGAAACCUACUUGCAAAAAUGCGAAGGUGACUGCUCUCCAUGGUGAGGCUGUGAAAGCAAGGUCAUCGACGAUCCCUUGACUCUAGGAAACGGGAGCUCAGAAUGUAUUGAAAAAAAUAAACUCUUCUUCUUCGAGAUUCU